AUGAGAAAGGGAGCAAUGAAUGAGGAUAAGAAGAAACGUGCUCGUCGUGAAGAAUUUGUCAAAGAGCAGGUUCGAGCCGCAAAGAAAGCCAGGCGAGAGGCAACAGCUGCUCGAAUGAGAGCAAUAGAAGAAAUGAGCGAAGAUGAUCGGCAAGCCUUUGAAAGCAUAAAGGUGUACAAAUUCUACCCUCAGCCUCCACCAGACUUCUUAGGACUCAUCAAGGUGUCGUACAUUAAUCGAUACUACGGGAAAGCUCAUCUAGUCCUUUGA
Molecule: messenger RNA, 270 nt
Organism: Arabis nemorensis
Lineage: Eukaryota; Viridiplantae; Streptophyta; Magnoliopsida; Brassicales; Brassicaceae
Source: the annotation of a GenBank genome assembly